Molecule: messenger RNA, 738 nt
Organism: Notodromas monacha
Lineage: Eukaryota; Metazoa; Arthropoda; Ostracoda; Podocopida; Cyprididae
Source: the annotation of a GenBank genome assembly
AUGGGUCUCCUGGAGCUGGUGGCCUCAAACAUUGUUUUGCAAAUCGUUCGUUUGGCUAGUGACUUUGUGCUGUUGGUGAUCUUCAAUUACCUUAAAAGAAAACUCCAACAAAUGGCGUUCCUGAGGAUCGUGACGUUGUUGCUAUGGUUGCUGGUCGGUGUGGGUGCGGACUGCGGUCCAGACGACGGGGUCUUCAAGUGUCGGGACAUCUGCGGAGAGGAAGUGCAGGACGCCGGCAGUUACGGACGUCGGGUGACGUUUGUCGGAUCGACGCUGUUCUUGGACUGCGUUUGGCAGGCGGACCUCAAGGAGGUGAAACUGAUGUUGCCAACGGUCUGCGUCGGACGUCGUGUCGACAUGGAUUGUGUCGUGAUGCAGUGGAGGUGGUGCAAGGAGAUUGUGCCCCCUGAACCAGAAAUCUCAACGGCUGCAGUUCCGCCGGUGGUUGAUGAGCCUCGCCCAGUGGCGCCAAUGGCCAACCUGGUGGUUGUCCACGUGCUGGCGAGCAAAAUGCCGUUUGUGGUUUGGGCGCCGCCCUUGACGCAGCAAAGCAUCGUAGUGGCCCAAGAGGUGCCACACGUCAUUAGAGCACCGUUGUCGACGCCGGAGGUGACGGUCAACAUCAAACAUGGUGUUGCACACGUCGAGGCGGACGUGGACCCAUGGACUGCCAUGGUCCUGGUUUUUAUGGGCCUUGGAGGUGCUGGGGCUACGUCUUUGGCGGUCUUUUUGGUCUGA